AAGAGCCUAGCCCACAGCAAUGAAGGUCAUCAGAGCACUCUUGGUCUACCGACGUUUUCUCCUCAUCGUCUUCACUCCCCUCCUGCUUCUCCCAUUGCCUCUCGUCAUCAGAACCAAAGAAGCAGAAUGUGCCUACACGUUAUUUGUGGUGGCCAUCUUUUGGCUUACAGAAGCAUUGCCCCUGGCCGUUUCGGCAUUACUUCCUGCUUUAAUGUUCCCAUUGUUCGGAAUUAUGGCUUCCAAACAGGUGGCAUCUGCUUAUUUCAAAGAUUUUCAUCUGCUGUUAACGGGAGUGAUUUGUUUGGCAACGUCAAUAGAAAAAUGGAAUUUGCACAAGAGGAUUGCCUUGAAAAUGGUGAUGCUGGUGGGUGUUAACCCUGCAUGGCUCACCCUUGGCUUCAUGAUCAGCUGUGCCUUCCUGUCUAUGUGGCUUAGCAACACCUCCGCUGCUGCUAUGGUGAUGCCCAUCGUAGAGGCAGUGGCUCAGCAAAUCAUCAGUGCUGAAGCUGAAGUGGAUGGCCUGGAAAUGACUUGUGCAAAUGGAGCCACCAAUCACGCGUUGGAACUCGAUGAAGAUAUUGAUGAAUGCGAAGCAGUUAGCUGUAAAGAGAAAACAAAGCAAAUUAAUGGAUACAGCAACGGGUCUGCUCAUGCGGUUCACAGUGUGUGCAAGAUUGAGAAGGAAAAGGAGACUCCAGAACCAAGUGAUACCGGAAGAAAAUACCGGAACAAAAGGGACCACAUGAUAUGUAAAGUCAUGUGCCUGUGCAUUGCCUAUUCGUCAACUAUUGGCGGACUGACGACCAUCACUGGAACUUCAACCAACUUGAUCUUUGCCGAGCAUUUCAACACGCGGUACCCAGGUUGCCAGUGCAUCAAUUUUGGAACCUGGUUUAUUCUUUGCAUUCCCAUCACUCUUAUUAUACUGGUCCUUUCCUGGGUUUGGCUCAUGUGGCUUUUCCUGGGUUUCAAUUUCAAAGAAAUGUUCAAGUGUGGCAAGGAAAAGUCGCCCAGGGAACAAGCCUCCGCACAGGUGAUUAAAGAGGAAUACAAUAAACUUGGACCAAUGAGCUACCCAGAAAUCAUCACCCUUGUCCUCUUCAUUGUAAUGGCCCUGUUAUGGUUCACCAGAGACCCUGGAUUCAUCUCCGGCUGGGCUUCCUUAUUUUCAGCAUACCCAGGGUUUGCUACCGAUUCAACAGCUGCCUUAAUGAUUGGCCUCCUCUUCUUCAUCAUUCCAGCAAAAACAUUGUCUAGAACCUCAAAUGGUGAAAACAUUGUUUUUGAUUACACUCCACUGAUAACUUGGAAAGAAUUUCAAGCCUGCAUGCCCUGGGAAAUUGCCAUCCUCGUUGGUGGAGGGUUUGCACUGGCAGAUGGCUGCGAGGUCUCAAAACUCUCAGAGUGGAUAGGAAGUAAAUUAACUCCUUUGGGAUCACUGCCCAUAUGGCUGAUUAUCCUCAUUUCAUCGCUGAUUGUCACCACAAUAACUGAAGUAGCCAGCAAUCCUGCCACUAUCACAAUAUUUUUGCCUAUCCUAGCCCCUUUGGCUGAAGCCAUCCAUGUGAACCCCCUGUAUAUAUUGAUCCCCUCCACCCUCUGCACUUCGUUCGCGUUCCUCCUACCUGUGGCAAAUCCGCCCAAUGCCAUUGUAUUUGCAUAUGGUCACCUGAAAGUUAUCGACAUGGUAAAAGCCGGUUUGGGCAUCAAUAUCAUCGGAGUUGCUGUUGUCAUGCUUGCGGUCAUGACAUGGGGAGUGCCCAUGUUUGACCUCACUACGUAUCCUAGUUGGGCACCUCCUAUUGCUAACAGAACUGGACCUUAAGAAUGGAGUAGCAGCUUCUUUUCUUCGACCCGCCUUCCUAUGGUGUGA
Lacerta agilis (Sand lizard) is the source of this 1873-nucleotide messenger RNA. It is a transcript of the gene SLC13A1, whose product is annotated as solute carrier family 13 member 1. The record is from RefSeq and is a predicted model, not a curated record. Gene Ontology annotation, cellular component: membrane. The transcript is spliced from 15 exons. Lineage: Eukaryota; Metazoa; Chordata; Lepidosauria; Squamata; Lacertidae. Gene Ontology annotation, molecular function: sodium:sulfate symporter activity. Gene Ontology annotation, biological process: monoatomic anion transmembrane transport. Bases 20 to 1825 code for a protein of 601 amino acids.